Messenger RNA from Gadus chalcogrammus (walleye pollock), 1645 nucleotides. Its product is annotated as protein kinase C-binding protein NELL2-like. Lineage: Eukaryota; Metazoa; Chordata; Actinopteri; Gadiformes; Gadidae. The record is from RefSeq and is a predicted model, not a curated record. Gene Ontology annotation, molecular function: protein binding. The coding region runs from base 284 to 1645 and encodes 453 amino acids. The transcript has 12 exons.
UCCGACCUGGUGAACAGACCGAUUGUUCUCCUCAGUUCCACACUGGUCGGUUGUGCGCGAAUGGAAGACGGAUCUUGCGUUCAAUGGAAUAACAUAUAUUUUUUUCUUACCGGAUGGGUUGUGCAUCAUUGGAUCUCCUAAGUUCUGGUGAUGUCCUCUCCUAAAUCCUGCGAUUGGUGAAAAAAGCAUUCUUCGCCGGGGAGUUACAGCCUUCGCAUGUGAUUGAGAAUUACCGUGUCUUGGAAGUGGACCUAACAUGGACUAAUUUGUUUUUAUAUUCACAAUGGGAUUAUUACAGCUAUUUCUGAUCGUCGGCUUAAUUUGCGUAGCCUCAGUCCUAGGUUUCGGCAUCGACCCUGCCCUGCGCGUCAGCGUGUUUGACGAGCUGACGCUCGGCGACGGCUUCGAUGGAGUCACUCAAGUCCAGGGCUUCCACAGCGAGUCCAGAGCCUUCCACUUCCAAGGAUCCUCCCGGGAGGUGCGGGCGUCCGUGGGCGUCUCAGAGCGCAUCGUCCACAAGCUGAGAGGGAAGAGCGAGUUCACCGUGCUGGUGACGCUCAAACAGGAGCUCCUCAACUCCGGGGUCAUCCUCUCCAUUCACCACUCGGAGCAGAGGUUCCUGGAGCUGGAGAGCAGCGGGCAGCGCAGCGAGAUCCGCCUCCACUACCGCACCAAGGGCCAGCAGCCGCACACGGAGGUGUUCCCCUACAGCCUGGCCGACAACCAGUGGCACAAGGUGUCCGUGUCGGUCAGCGCCUCGCACGUCAUCCUGCACGUGGACUGCAACAGGAUCUAUGAGCGGGUGGUGGAGAUUCCCUACAUGGACAUCCCUGAAGAUGCCUCCUUCUGGUUGGGACAGAGGAACGCUGCUCACGGCUUCUUCAAGGGAGUGAUGCAGGAUGUGGAGGUGCUAGUGAUGCCACAGGGCUAUAUCUCCCAGUGUCCAGACCUCAACAGAACCUGCCCGACUUGCAAUGAUUUCCACGGGCUUGUGCAGAAGAUUAUGGAGCUCCAGGAUAUCCUGGCCAAAACCUCCGGCAAGCUGUCCAGGGCGGAGGAGAAAAUGAACGGCCUGGACGGAUGCUAUUGUGAGAGGACCUGCAGCGUCAAGGGAGUGGUCUACCGGGAGGAUGAGGGAUGGACAGAUGGCUGCAGGAACUGCACGUGCACGAAUGGAACGGUGCAUUGUGAGGCUAUCUCCUGCCCCGCCCCCGAGUGUCCCGCGGGGAUGGCCCCCGCCUACGUGAGGGACGCCUGCUGUAGGGAGUGCCAGCCCGUGUGCCUCUUCAGUAGCAGGGAGCUGGUGGAGGGAGAUCAGAGAGCAGUGCGCGACACCUCUGGCAGAUGUCUGCUGUUUGAAUGCAAGGACAGGACCAUGCGGCGGGAGCUCCCGGCCGCCCUGUGCCCAGACCCAGGAUGCUCCGAGGGGGAUCAGAUUAAGCUGAACGACCGAUGCUGCACCGUCUGCAGAGGUCAUGACUUCUGCGCCGAAGGCCACGGCUGCGUGGAGAACUCUGAGUGUGUGAACCUGGAGGCCGGGACCCGGUGUGUGUGCAAGGACGGCUUCAGCCCCAUGAGGGAGGACAACGCCUACUGCGAAGGUAAGGUCCCGCCCGGGGGGGUCCCAGCGAACGGGGGGUCUUGA